This is a messenger RNA of Penicillium macrosclerotiorum, 1530 nucleotides long. Its product is annotated as S-adenosyl-L-methionine-dependent methyltransferase. Bases 1 to 1530 code for a protein of 509 amino acids. Gene Ontology annotation, biological process: cellular response to biotic stimulus. The transcript has 4 exons. The record is from RefSeq and is a predicted model, not a curated record. Lineage: Eukaryota; Fungi; Ascomycota; Eurotiomycetes; Eurotiales; Aspergillaceae.
AUGGGAGGAUCCAAGGGUGUCGAAUUGUCCAAUGACAUCGAGUUCAUCAAGACCCCCGCGGCCCGACCUUCGCAAUUCCAAUCCGGAGAGGACUGCGGGAUUGCCCUGACCAGCUCUCCAGCCAUUAACAAUCCCCCUUUACCCGCCGAUGGCCCUGGAAAUGAGAGCUUCUCUAACCUCCUAUUAGCCGGCGCUCUCAUCGGUGUUCCGGGCCUCGUGACACUCCUACUAGGUUGUGGCAUCAAGACAUUCAUCUUCCUCGCCCUGGUUUCGGCCCUUCCCGUCUUAGUGGCGUUUUGGACCUGGACUUCUACCUGGAGCAGACCCACUCACAACAGAGUCAAGUUGCCGGGCCGGCCCCUUGAAUCCUAUGUGACCUUCAAACGCGAAGAGGAUCGGGCAAAAUGGCAUGGAAAGAACAAGAUUCCUAUGCAGACAUUUGCUGAGAUGUACCUGGAUGGCUUGGUGGAUUUCAACGGCGACACACUGGACGUCAUGGAAUACCGGCAUGACUGGGCAAACUUCUCCUUCACCUGGCAGUUAUUCAAAUUCAUCAUCUUUACAUUUUUCAUCGACGUGAUAUUCCACACGAAGGCCCAGGAUGAUGAGCAGGUCCGCCCUAACUAUGACUGCGGCAACGAUCAUUAUGCGUGGUUCCUCGGUCCUCGUAUGAUCUAUACCUCGGGAAUCAUCUCGGACCUAGAGCGGGAAGAAACCCUGGAGGAAAUGCAGGAUAACAAGAUGGCGGUCGUCUGCGAAAAGAUAAACUUGAAAGAAGGAGAAACGAUGCUCGAUAUUGGUUGUGGCUGGGGCACACUGGCCAGAUUCGCUAGUCUGAACUAUGGCGCCAAGGUAACGGGUCUCACCAUUGCAGAGAACCAAACCGCUUGGGGUAAUGAUGCUCUCCGAAACGCUGGUAUUUCUGAUCAACAGAGCCGAAUUCUCUGCAUGGACUAUCGUGAUAUUCCCCGCACUCAAUACGACAAGAUCACACAGCUGGAAAUGGGUGAACACGUCGGUAUCCGGAGACUUACCACGUUCUUCAGUCAGUGUUAUGAUAUGCUCAAGGAUGAUGGAGCCAUGUAUGUACAGCUUUCGGGCUUGAGACAAGCCUGGCAGUAUGAAGAUUUCAUCUGGGGUUUGUAUUUGAACAAGUAUAUCUUUCGUGGCGCCGACGCUUCCACUCCUCUGUGGUACUACGUGAAGUGCUUGGAACAAGCUGGAUUUGAGAUCAAAGGAAUUGAUACUGUCGGUGUCCACUACUCCGGAACUCUCUGGAGAUGGUAUCGUAACUGGACCGGAAAUAUCGAAGCAAUAAAAGCAAAGUACGGAAUGAGGUGGUACAGAAUUUGGGAGCUCUUCCUUGCGUGGUCUGUCAUCGCAUCUCGCCAAGGCUCCGCAACCUGUUAUCAAAUGGUCGUCGUCAAGAACUUGAACUCUGUUCAUCGCAUUGAUGGGACCUCUACUCAGUUUGGUCUGGCUGGUGCCCUCGCAUCUAGCAGAAAGGCUGGCAAAGCCCGUUUGGACUAA